Molecule: messenger RNA, 5414 nt
Organism: Pecten maximus
Lineage: Eukaryota; Metazoa; Mollusca; Bivalvia; Pectinida; Pectinidae
Exons: 5
Coding region: 101-832 (243 amino acids)
Molecular function (GO): RNA binding
Source: RefSeq, a predicted model, not a curated record
UAGGUGGCGUUGCAUUUGCUGCAGUCUCUAGAUUUGACAUACAAGCGAGCUUCGAAUCCGCUUUGUUCCGAACGGUGUACAGAGAAGCACACAAAGCGCAAUGGAUAAACCAGCUGGGAGCGGUAAUGCUUCCAGCAUAUCAAGAAAGAACAGAAGACAAAAUUGGUGGGCUGAGCGCAAAAAAAGUCGUGAAGAAAAACGAGAAGGUUUGAGAAAGUUGAUGCCUGAUAAUAAGCUGCAGGACAGUGUUACAUCUUUAGUGGAACAGAAUAACAAGGGAGGUUUCAAGGCUAGUGUAGCAACUAGGAAUGCAUUAGCACAAGCUGUGGUACCGGGCAAGAUGAAAGUCGAGAUGAAAUCACAAACAAAACUUAAUUUCAAAACUGUUAAAUCUAACUCAGAAAAUUCAAAGAAAAAGGAUAUCAAAGUGAAGGUUAAAGAAGAGGUAAAAGAUGUGUUACCUAAUGUUCAUAUAGCUGGUGAGCAGUCGUCAUCCAAACAUAUGGCCAAGGCUUACGUGCUCUUUGUUGGAAAUCUUCCUUUCAACAUUUCAAAGGAACAGUUAGAAGAACAUUUCAGGAAAACAGGUGGCGUGAAAAUGAUCAGGAUUCCAAAGGAAAAGGGAACAGACAGAGCCAGAGGAUUUGCCUAUAUAGAAUUUAAAGACAGAAUAAGUCAUGGGAUUGCACUCCGCCUUCAUCAGACAACCUUAGCAGGCCGCAAAAUCAAUGUAGAGUUCACAUCCAUCGGCGGUAAAAAUAAAAAGAGGUUGGAAAAGCUCAAGCUUAAAAAUUUGUCUAAGGCCAAAUUCAAAAUGCCUUUGGAACACUGACCUCACUGUUUGUGUCAGCAUUGUGUUUGGUGAAUGAAAGAAUACAUUUGUGUAUCUAAAAUACACUGUAGUGUUUAAAUGUAGUGAAAAGGUUCAAGUUGUGAAAAAAUCAACUCUUAUUGAGGAAUUAAGUUCACAAUUAAAAAUUAACAUAGAGGGCUAUGUGUAUUCUGUAACCUGAUAUUUUUGUGAGAACCAAGCUGUCCAGAUUAACAAGUUCAAGUGUAAUUAGUUUGCAUUGAUGUUAUCGUAUGGAGAUAUUGUUAAUGAGUUUUUUUUCAAAUGCUGAAUGUAAAACCUUCACUGUAUUUCUCUGGUGCCAUUAAUACUUGUUUUAGGGAAGUCAAAAAUAUUUAGUAAAGAUAAUAUUUGAAAGAUUUUUAGACUUCACAUUUAAGCUUGUAUUCAGUGAAUUAUAAUAAUGACUGCAGAGUUGAUUACCUUGCCUAUAUUUUUUCAUGAAACAUGAUAUUGCUUGUUCACAAAUAUCACCUGUUGUACUAGUUUAUUUUAGGCCUCAUCUUUUGUCAAAAACUGCUCACCUUUCCCGUUAAGAAAGUUGUAUCCAUACAGUUCCACAAAUCUCAUUUUCAUAUGAUUUUCAUGAAACUAAACAUGUAUUUUCACCAUUCAUGUUUAAAAUACAAUAAAUAAUGUGUAAUAUGAUUAUUUUGAUAGUACAAAAUUAAAGACAAUUUCCAAUUAAAAACAAAAGACAUGUAACACAGGAUGCAUUUUGAGUCAGAAAUUAGCUACAGAAAAUGUACCAAUUAACUGGUGGGUAUGUAGAACUAAUAUUCACACCCUGCAUAUAUAGCUACAUUCCUCUCAGAUGACGACCAUCUGUCAGAAAUCAUCCAUUUGUUAUCUAUAUAAAUGCAGCUGGUAGGUUAAGGUAUACAAAUGUGAUUGCAUUUGACUUGAUGUAUCCUAUUUAAUUCUAAAAUUAGACAUGCAAUUAACAAUGUUUAUUUACUGAACAUUAGCAUGGGCUCGAGAAGAGUGAUCAGUUUAAGUUAAGUUAAAGAAGUAAAUUUCUGAAUGCAAGACAUACACAUUUAUGUAUAGCAGCCAACUAUAGAUGAUAAUUUCCUGUUGACCCUCUUUUUGAAAUAUUCUGACCAUGAAAUGGAGGUUUGAUACAUUCGUUGAUUGGGAAAAGCAUCAUAAGGUAUGUACUCAAAUUUUAUAUUUUGAAGUUCUCAAUCAUUACCCGGGUGAGCUGAAAAUUAAAUGAAAAUUCCAUUGAGUGAAAUGUAAAAGGUCAUUGUAAGGCUAUGCCAAAGUGUACUGUCACGGUUAGGAGCACAGGGACUUGGCAUGAUCUCCCAACCCUAUUGACUGUGUGUUAGGAAUUUGGCCAGGUCCGUAAGGAGUCAGAAUUAGAUAUAUGUGUAGUUUGCAUGAAUUCAUGUACCCCCUUUAUUAACAUUAACAAGAUAUCAAUACACGCAUAAUUACUGAAAUAGCUUCAGAGAUGUAAGACUUUAUAUCUUUUCUCUCUAAAUUAUUUUUGUUUUGGUAGUAUAUUUAUCGCCUUGAUCCAUUUGAUGGAAUAUAUGUAUCAAAUCUGACAAUACACACAGAAAAUAAUUUUGUGUAUAUUAUUACGCUGAUACAUGUGACUGGAGUUGUGUGAGGAAACUACCGUAUGAUAUUUUGUAUGAGAAAUGUAUCUCUGAAACUUUCUUAGAUGAAACCCAACAGCUUGUAUUUAGAUUCACCAAUUAUUUGUGUCAUAAAAUGAAUUAUCUGUCAUUGUUCACAUUGCUUAUUGAGAAAGGUUUUUCCUUCUUCUUUUUUUUAUUUCAAAAAUGGAAAUUAAAUUCACGUCUGUUUCUUUAGUUUUUGAAUAUUUUAAUACCUUACCCCAAACUAUUUUGGGAAAUUGAGAAGUUAAUGAAAUGUUUAACAAAUAAGUUUUCUUAACUGGCAUGGUAAUUUAGUUUUCCUGUUUUUAUCAGUGUUUUUUUUUUAUUUGUAGUCUACCAGAUAAGAUAUUGUAAUUUAAUUUCUUUUGAAAAAAAGGUAAAAUUCUGUAUAACUUGGCAGAACAAGAAUGAAUGAUAAUAUCUAUCCAAGUUUAAUCAUGGAUAUCAGAAUUCAUAUUAAAUCCUGAUUAAAUACAAAUACCUCGACUCCAACUGUGAUUUUAAAUAUAACUAUUUAUGAACAUAGAAACCAUUGUACAUUAUUUUAUGUUUAUUAAAGGUAUAUAUUAAAUUUAUACACUCAGUCUAUUAAUCUGACAGUUGUGGACAAUAAGAAGUACUAGAUUGUAAUAGGGGGAAUAAUGAGAAAUACCCUGCCCUCACUGGGCCUCGAAAUAGUGACCUCUCCGAGCAGAAUCCUAUUACCCGAGCCCCACUCGAUUUGAACUCUUCUCAGAAGAGAAGCCUUCUAAGAAGAUCUCAUUCCGUUAGAUGUAAAUCAAGUAAACCGGGAGACUAUUACCCAAAAUAAACAAGUUUUUAAGUUUUCUCAAACACUAUGAUACAAACACAUGCAUGUAUGUGUCAUAUAUCCUUCCUUAGUGAAACUCGUCACUCGCACACUUAAAACAUAGUCUCCGCAAUCUUGGAAGAGAAAUCUUCCAGCUUCGAGACGGAAGAAGUAGAAGAUCUUCCAGAAGCAGAAGGGCUUCAAAUCGAGUGACCGGAAGAUAUAUUCUAGAAUGAGAAGAGUGCAAAUCGAACGGGGCUCAGGCUGAAGGGAAAUUACCACUAGUCUGAGCUAGUAAGAUGGCUGAUACUCUCAACUUUUACCCUCCUUGGCUGCCCCAAAAGACUACUACAACCCAGUGGGUUCUUUAGCUCCAAAGAUGCCUCUCAAUCUCCUGUAGCUUACUCCUGGAGUUGUUAACGUCACCAAAUUGGUCAUAAGAUGGAAUAAUGAAAAAUACGCUGCCUACACAGGACUCGAACUAGCGACCUCUAACUCUCCAAGUGGACAUCCUACCUCUAGGCUACAGGGAAAUUCUAGUCUGAGCUAGUAAGAUGACAGAUACUCUCCACUUCUAACAAAUCACCAAUUGGUCCUAAUUGUUGUUAAGUUGAAGUAAUUGAUAUGAAGUAAAACAAUCUGGCAAAUGAAAUCCUCAUGUCAAUAGGGCACAGAAUGGGUUGCAAGUAACUGAAACUGAUUAAAAUCCAUACAAGGUUUUAAAAGUGCAUUGCAUUUUCUAUGGUAUAUUCAAUAUUUUUAGUUUAUCAGACUACACAGAACAGGUCUCUACAACAUCUUUAAGGUACAUGGGUUUCUUUUUUUUUUACAUAAAAUAUGCUAUUCUCAAACAACUCUUUGUUUUGCUGGAUGCAUUAUGAAUUCUUUUUUUUUAAUCUAAACUUAAAUCACAAAUUCAGAAUUUACAAGGAUUUUCAAAAAUAAAGUAUAUAAUGAACAUAGUACUUAAGAUAUCUUUGUGGUAUAUCCAUGUUUUGUUAUAUGUACAACUUUUGUCAAUAUGAGUACAGUUGUUGAAUUACAUGUAUAUGCCACAAACAGCCUUGGCAAACCUUCAUUAAAAGUUUCUUUUAAUUAAAUUGUUUGUUUUCAUUUAAUGUAAUAUGUAUAUUUCUUUCUCUAAACAAGUAAACUAUAAGAUCAUUUGAUUGAUCAACAACAGUUGUAUUGCAACCAUCAUGCUUUUUGUGUGACAAUUUAAUUUGGUUACCUAUGGUUAUGGUCCAACAUAGGCAUGAGUAUGAAUCACUGGAUUGAGGAUAUGGCUUGUGAUUUAGUUUGUAAUGAUGGGGAAAUACUGUUAUAUUAAUGCUUAAGUGCUUAAUAAUCAUGGUGCAUGAAUUUAUCAGGUGUGAAUAUUUUGUUUUUAUGCCUUUGUAAUGGGAAGAUAACUCGUUUUUGUAUCCAUUACAAAAUCUUUUUGUGCAACUACAACUAGACAUUAUACAGUGUUUCAGCACAAGAAAUGCUACCCUGGUAAUUGAUUUCUGAUCAGAUUGUUUUGAAAAGCGUUUUCAACAUUUGAAUAAAAACAAAAACAAAAAAACAUUGAUCUGGAAAUUUCCCACAGAAUAUACCUGUGAACAGACAUGAACAACAUUAAUGUACGACAGUUUAGUUAAAAAAGAUUGGUGGAGGUUAUUAGGAAUGACAUGUGUAGGACAAGUUUUGAUUGUCCAGUCAAAUGAUGAACUCUAUACUGCCUUAAUGUUUAUAUUUUAUGUUAUUUCGGAUCUGUUCAUGGUCUCACCAAACAUUGAUUUACUUUUUUACAAUUAAUUUGUUUUGUUUUGGUAUGAAUUACAGCUUUAAAUUUGAAACAUUAUAUUUCAGAAUGAAACUAGUGAUGUGUGGUUUGGUGUAUCUACAGUCAGCUUUCAUUCUGUUGUAACAUUUUUAUCAACGAUUUUAUUUUUUUGUUGGGACAGGACAAAUCAAAGCUAAAUGAUAACGUACAAGCUAUGGAGGUAAACAUAUCUACCUACGUAUGCAUGGCCAUAUUUUGUAAAGCUGUACAAAUUUGGAGUCACUUACUUUCUGUUUUUGUUCCAAAUUUUCAAAAUGCUAUGAGUCUUGAGUUUAUCUCUUCACAUUGAAGAAUAAAAUUAAACAUUGUAUA